Aspergillus viridinutans is the source of this 1254-nucleotide messenger RNA. RefSeq names its product epoxide hydrolase. The record is from RefSeq and is a predicted model, not a curated record. The transcript has 4 exons. Gene Ontology annotation, biological process: epoxide metabolic process. Gene Ontology annotation, molecular function: epoxide hydrolase activity. Bases 1 to 1254 code for a protein of 417 amino acids. NCBI's taxonomy places the organism in Eukaryota, Fungi, Ascomycota, Eurotiomycetes, Eurotiales, Aspergillaceae.
AUGAAUAUAAUCAGGCCUUUCAACAUCAGUAUCCCCGACUCCCAACUGGAUCUCUUGAACCAGAAACUUCAAUCCGCUAGCUUCCCCGAUGAACUAGACGCAGCAGCCUGGGACCUGGGAGUCCCACUGGACGAGAUCAAACGACUGACCGCAUAUUGGCGCGAUGGCUUCGACUGGCGCGCAAAGGAGAAGGAGUUGAACGAAAAACUGCACCAAUACAUGGUCUCUGUCUCUGUUCCGGGCUUUGCGCAGCUGGAUAUUCAUUGCGUGCACCAGAAGAGUCCUACACCGGGUGCUAUCCCGCUACUCUUCCUACAUGGCUGGCCAGGAAGCUUCCUUGAGGCCGUCAAGCUGAUACCUCUCUUGACGAAAGGCGACGAGAAUCAGCCGGCGUUUGACCUGGUGGUGCCUUCGCUGCCAAACUUUGGCUUCUCGCAGGGCGUGAAACAGAGAGGCUUCGGUCUGGCGCAAUAUGCCCAAGCGAUGCAUUCUCUCAUGCUGAAUCUGGGCUAUGAGGAAUACGUCAUCCAAGGAGGAGACUGGGGUAGCAUCAUCGCCCGCGUCAUGGCAACGCUCUACCCCCAGCACGUCAAAGCCGUCCAUCUCAACUUCGCCCCCGUGGCUCCUCCCUACCCAUGGCGCCACCCGUGGAUAUUUCUGCAAUCAAUCCUCACCCUCCCCUUCUCACCCAAAAGCAGGGCUCUCAUCUCGACCACGCUCGACUAUCUGAACCGGGGAAAUGGUUACAUACGCCAGCAGGAAACUCGCCCCCAGACGCUGGGCUACGGGCUACACGAUAGUCCCGUCGCCCUACUGGCUUGGAUCUACGACAAGUUACACGCGUGGACGGACGACUAUCCCUGGACGGACGACGAGAUUCUCACGUGGGUGAGCGUCUAUCAGUUCUCGGUCGCGGGCCCGGCGGCUUCGGUUCGGAUCUACUACGAAGCUGCGCAGACGCCGCCUGCUGAUGCGCCAGCGUCGACGUUGAAGAGGGUGUCCACCGUCGAUGCAAUCUCCGCGUCCAUCCCCGGGGAGGUCAAGUUGGCCGUGGCUCAUUUCAAACGAGAGUUGAUCAAGUUACCCUCUCUGUGGUGUCGGAGCAUGGGCUCGGUGGUGCGGGAAAGUGAGUUUGAAUGUGGUGGUCAUUUUGCCGCGUGGGAGGUACCGGAGCUGCUCGCUGCUGAUGUGAGAAGCUUUCUGGGGAAGCGUGGCCAGGCGUACGGCGCUGUAACCGGGAAGAAUGGCUACUAA